AUGCUGCUACUGCAAAUCAGCCACUUCUCGAUCGUCCGUAAUCGACCACGGGAAGUGGGAGACAACACUCUGCAAUUAGAGCUGAGCAUUCUAGAAGACCGAAAGACAAGCUACGUGUCAUGCUGUUCAAAUGUGAAUCGUUUGCUUUUGGCUGCAGAGGAAAAUUCAAUUUUCAAAAAUGCGCUGGCAGAAGAGAUAGGAAUUUGGAAAAUUGAAAAAAAAAACGCAAUUGCGGAGAUGACGUUACUCACACAAAAAAGUACUCAGACUGAGCAAGGAAAAACUUCUUUUAGAUGUCACGAAAACCUUUUUCCUAUUGUUCUGAAUAAUUUAGUAACGGAAAUUGCUGCAACGCAGGAUCCGUGCGAUUUUGUUGCGUUCGAGCAAAGUUCAAAGGGCCAAAAGAAAACCAUCUGGUUUGGAUACUCGGACCAAUAG
This is a messenger RNA of Necator americanus (New World hookworm), 438 nucleotides long. RefSeq lists its product as uncharacterized. The record is from RefSeq and is a predicted model, not a curated record. Lineage: Eukaryota; Metazoa; Nematoda; Chromadorea; Rhabditida; Ancylostomatidae. The transcript has 5 exons. Bases 1 to 438 code for a protein of 145 amino acids.